AUGCCCCCGUCUCGCGCACGCGCACCACCGCGCCUGACUCGGCUCCUUGCCGUGGCCCUGCUCGCCCCGCUCCAUUCCCCGUGCCAGCCUCACCCCUCCCACCCCCCGGUCCCCGUCGUCAUCCACACCUGGGGCGGCCCCUUCACGGUCGCCGCCGACGCCGCCUUCGCCUCCCUCGGCGACGCGCACAGCUCGGCCCUGGACGCCGUGCAGGCCGGCGGCGCGGCGUGCCAGCUCCGCCGGUGCGACGGCACCGUCGGGUACGGCGGCUCGCCCGACGAGAACUGCGAGACCACGCUGGACGCCAUGAUCAUGGACGGCGCCACCCUCAACGUCGGGGCCGUGGGGGCCCUGCGCCGCGUGCGGGACGCCGUGGCCGUGGCGAGGCGCGUGCUCGAGCACACCCAGCACAGCCUGCUGGUCGGGGAGCUGGCCACCCAGUUCGCCCUCGAGAGCGGCUUCCGGGAGGAGGACCUCGGCACCGCAGCAUCGCGCGCCGCCUGCCAGGCGUGGAGGGCGCGCGGGUGCCAGCCCAACUGGCGGGUGGACGUGGCGCCCGACCCGAAAGCCUCGUGCGGGCCGUACACCCCGCUGGGCGGCAGGCGCCACGGCGAGCAUGAUGGCGAGGACGAGGACGAGGACGAGGACGGCGGGCGGCAGCGGCAGCAGCAGCAGCGGCAGCCCGGCGGCCCCCACGACACGAUAGCCCUGGUGGCGCUCGACGCGGCCGGCAACAUGGCCGCCGCGACAAGCACCAACGGCAAGGCGCACAAGAUCCCCGGGCGCGUGGGCGACGCCCCCGUCCCCGGCAGCGGGUGCUACGUCGACAGCCGCGUCGGCGGGUGCGGCGCCACCGGCGACGGCGACCUCCUGAUGCGCCUCCUGCCGUGCUACCAGGCCGUCGAGAGCAUGCGGCGCGGCAUGAGCCCCGCCGCGGCGGCCGACGACGCCGUCCGCCGCAUGCUCCUGCGCUACCCGCUCCUCCAGGCGGGGCUGGUCGUCAUGAACAGCAGGGGCGAGCACGCCGGCGCGGCGAGCAACUGGCGGUUCGAGUAUUCGGUGCGCGGGCGCGACAUGCCCGAGACGCGCGUCGUCGCGGUCACGCCCGUGACUGCGCGCUCCGGGGCGGCGGAGCUGUGA
Messenger RNA from Ustilaginoidea virens, 1140 nucleotides. RefSeq lists its product as uncharacterized. The record is from RefSeq and is a predicted model, not a curated record. The transcript has a single exon. Lineage: Eukaryota; Fungi; Ascomycota; Sordariomycetes; Hypocreales; Clavicipitaceae. Bases 1 to 1140 code for a protein of 379 amino acids. Gene Ontology annotation, molecular function: N4-(beta-N-acetylglucosaminyl)-L-asparaginase activity. Gene Ontology annotation, biological process: protein deglycosylation.